UUCUUCUUCUUCUUCAUCCAACUUCCCAAGCGUUGAGAACCGAACCCUAGAUUUGAUAUCCCUAGUCUGCAUCUGACGAUGGAAUUCACUCCAGCCGAUUUCGAUAGGCUUAUGAUGGUCGACCUCGCUCGAAACGCUUGCGAGGAACAGUACAUGAAGGAUCCUCUGGAUUCUGAGAAUUUGCUAAAGUGGGGCGGAGCAUUGCUUGAGCUUUCACAGUUCCAGAGUGUUGCUGAUGCCAAGCUCAUGUUAGAUGUUGCUCUAUCCAAGUUCGAGGAGGUAUUGAAAAUAAACCCAGGGAAGCAUGGGGCUCUUUGGUGUCUUGGCAACGCCUACUCUUCCCAAGCGUUUCUUAAUCCAGACUCCGAUGAAGCCCAAGCUCUCUUUGAUAAAGCCGCUGAUUAUUUCCAGAGAGCUGAAACUUUGGAUCCAGGUAAUGAGAUGUAUCUCAAGUCCAUGGAAGUUGCAACAGAGGGGCCUAAACUGCAUAAGGAGAUACAUAAGCAUGGUGGAAUGAUACAGCAGGCACUAGCUGGAGGAGGAGGAGGAGGAGGAGGUCCCUCUGCUUCAUCAAAUGCUAGCGGUGGUGGUAAGAAGAACAAGAAGAAGAAGAACAAUGACUUUACUUACGAUGUAUGCGGUUGGAUAAUUCUCGCCUUUGGGAUUGUUGCUUGGGUUGGCAUGGCUAAAUCCCUUGGCCCUCCACCUCCCCCUGCUAGAUAAAAAAAAAAGCCCCGAGUAAUGAAACGCCAUUCCAUGAGAUGAGAGGAUAAUAAUGCUCUGCUUAUUCGAGUUCCCCAACAGAGAACGGUUCUAAAGUUGAAUAGAUCUUUUAACGUUUCUGGUGGCUAUAAUUGGUUUUGUUUCGUUUACUCAGCCCAGCAAACUGUUUUUGUUUACUUAAUUACAUUAGGAUGGAUGUUUCUUUCUUGGUCUAUUUCCGAGAAAAGAGUAUGUUUUGGUUUUGUGAUACGAACACAUUUUCUUUCUCUAUGUGUUUCACAGAAGGUGCUAUAAGAAUAAGCUCCGAUGAAGCUCUAAACAAAUUUAAAUUCA
Messenger RNA from Raphanus sativus (radish), 1056 nucleotides. Its product is annotated as mitochondrial import receptor subunit TOM20-2. NCBI's taxonomy places the organism in Eukaryota, Viridiplantae, Streptophyta, Magnoliopsida, Brassicales, Brassicaceae. Gene Ontology annotation, biological process: protein insertion into mitochondrial outer membrane. Gene Ontology annotation, cellular component: mitochondrial outer membrane translocase complex. The transcript is spliced from 6 exons. Bases 79 to 723 code for a protein of 214 amino acids. The record is from RefSeq and is a predicted model, not a curated record. Gene Ontology annotation, molecular function: protein binding.